GGCUGUGUGAAAUGUGAAACGUUCCGCUAAUACCGUGCGCUCUAACAGUUAGGAAAGAAGAAGCUCAAGGCCAUUUCUCGCGCUCUGCGCAAUGUAGACCAAACCCCGCGAACGCUUCGAAAGAGAGGACCCAACCCUUUCACCCCGUCGCCCAACACCUCAGCUCCCACGUAUUCCUUCUUGAACCGGCCACACUUAGGACGGCAUACCAUAGGUGAUGGCGGUGCGCAGGACUUGCGGCAUACUGUGCUCUCCAGGGAUACCGGUUCGAGCAGGCGAUCAAGAGAAGAUGGCGAUGGGCCUGUCACUCCUCCGCGUGACAUUCCAGGCCCGAGUGAUGCGCGUGAUGCGCUACUCAAGAGGAACGAGGAUGGACAGAUGCCGCACUUGACAAGAUAUGGGAGUAUCCUCGCCUCACCACCUAAAAGGUCGUCGAGGGGAAGCUUGCCUACUCUCGAACUGCCAGAGCCGGCUGUGGGGCCCGAAAAUGCAAAGCCCACGUCUCGACAGGCUACAAAAGACACCCUGACGACGUCCCCGCCAUCAGUCAAGCACCCCCAUUUUGAAGCAUCACCUAAAUCCGGCAAUGCCUUCGAAGUGGGGAAGACAACCUCGCCUACUCCUCCGCGUAGGAGUAUACUGCCAUCCAAAUACAGAAGCAUUUUUCAGCCGAAACGGGUCAACUCCAUGCCGGACGCUGAGGGAACUCGCCCUUCCCUCAAAAGAAUGCUGUCGGUAGGAUCUGGUGGGUUACCGCAGACUUUAGCAGAGACAGAUGUUCCUCUUGAAGCCUAUCGGGAGGUGGAUGUUAGGCAAUCCGAUUUCUUUAAUUUUCUCGACCAACAGCUGGCAAAGAUUGAAGAGUUUUAUAAAGAAAGGGAAGAUGAAUCCACCAAGCGGCUCAACGUCUUGCGGGAGCAGCUCCACAUAAUGCGAGAUCGUCGUCUAGACGAGAUUAUUUCGCAGUCAUCGAAACUGAAGUCGAAGCAUCGGAAAGCUAUCGAGAAUGGCCUACUUGAGGACGUACUCGAGGAAGAAACUCCAGAAGCAAAUGGAAGCAAAUCAUGGCUGAAGCCUCUCGACGAAGCUUUGGAAGCGGCAAAGAAACUCCCGGAUGCUGCCAGAGGAUUUGCGAGACACAGGAAUGCCGGAAAAAACAGUAAGGCCAUGCAAGAACUUGGAACUCCGAGCGGGCCCGUCCCGUAUGACCAAAACCGCGACUAUGUUCGUCGACCGGAUCCCUCAACCGUUCCGUAUCGAACCGCCAAGCGCAAGCUCAAGGUCGCCUUGCAGGAGUACUACCGUGGUCUGGAACUUCUCAAGUCAUAUGCCCUGUUGAACCGCACUGCAUUUCGCAAAAUCAACAAGAAAUACGACAAAACCGUCAAUGCUAGGCCGACUAUGCGUUAUAUGAGCGAGAAAGUGAACAGCGCUUGGUUCGUUCAGAGUGACGUUAUCGACGGUCACAUCCGCACUGUUGAAGAUCUCUACGCGAGAUAUUUUGAGCGGGGCAACCACAAGAUCGCUGUUGGAAAGUUAAGGGUGAAGUCUGCCAGGGCUGGAGACUUUACCGGGUCCACAUUCCGUAAUGGAUUGAUGGUCGCUACCGGCGUAGUCUUUGGCGUGGAAGGACUAGUCUACUCUUCAAAAUACCUCUUGGGGGAUGAUCCUACAAUGGCAAUAGGGACAAGUUAUUUGUUGCAGAUAUACGGCGGCUACUUCCUUAUGCUGCUACUCUUUCUCUUGUUUUGCUUGGAUUGUCGAAUUUGGGCCUCUCAGAAGAUCAACUACGGCUUUGUCUUUGAGUUUGAUACCCGCACCCAACUCGAUUGGAGGCAGUUGGCAGAACUUCCAUGUUUCUUCCUCCUGCUCGAAGGGUUGUUUGUGUGGCUCAACUUCAGUCACUUUGGCGGUGAUGCCAUGUACAUAUACUAUCCGGUUCUCCUAAUCGGCAUCACAGUCAUCUUAAUUUUUCUGCCAUUACCGCUUCUGUACCACCGCAGUCGCCGGUGGUUUUUGUAUUCGAAUGUACGUUCUAGAAGACUCCCGUCAAGUUUAACUGCUAACAUUCCACAGUGGCGUCUUUUACUAGCCGGUCUAUACCCAGUCGAGUUCCGCGAUUUCUUUCUUGGCGAUAUGUUCUGUUCUCUAACGUAUGCCAUGGGUAAUAUCGAGUUGUUCUUCUGUCUUUAUUCUCGGAAUUGGGACGACCCUGUCCAAUGCAAUUCUUCGCAUUCUCGGGUUUUGGGCUUCCUAUCUUGCCUGCCAGGCAUUUGGCGUGCCUUACAGUGCCUGCGACGUUACUAUGAUACGCGCAACUUCUUCCCUCAUCUCGUCAACUGCGGCAAGUACACGUGGACGAUCCUUUACUACAUGAGUCUAAGCUUGUACCGCCUGGACAAAACGUGGAAGCUGAGGGCCUUUUUCAUCUUUUGUGCCACUGUGAAUGCAAUUUAUUGCAGCAUUUGGGACCUUGUAAUGGAUUGGAGCUUGAUGAACCCUUACGCAAACAGGCCUUUUUUGCGUGAUUCUCUCGGCUAUAAACAAGUCUGGAUGUAUUACGCUGCUAUCAUCCUCGACCCCAUCCUGCGGUUCAACUGGAUAUUCUAUGCUAUCUAUGCGAACGACGUCCAGCACUCCGCCAUUCUGUCAUUCAUCGUCUCGUUAUCCGAGAUCCUCCGCCGUGCCAUGUGGACGCUCUUCCGCGUUGAAAACGAGCAUUGCACCAACGUCGGUCGCUUCCGUGCGUCGCGUGACAUUCCACUGCCCUACGAUGUGCCUGCGUCUUCGACUGAAAUUUCAGAAGAACCGGACGCACAGCGCACGUCUGGUGAUGCUCGGCCACACACACCAGUUUCGCCUGGUCACACAACGGGUGCCGACCUUGAGCGACAACGCACGCACGAGUCAACCCUUUCACGGCGUAGAACCUUUGCACCCCCUACGCCAUCUAUGCGCGGCAUCUCGCGAGUGGGGGCACUGCUGCACGGAGCACACGCACAGGAUUUCGAGCGGAAGAGGAAGCCGGAACUGGGCGAAGCUCCUGCACAGGACGAUGAUGACGAAGACGAAGAGGAUGUGGGAAGCGGCGAGGAGGACGGGAAAGGGUGGAAGAAGGGGCAUCCGAUAGAUGCACAAGCUGCGGAGGACAUGGCCAGGGCGGAGGGGCUUCUUGAUGAAGCAGGAGGCGUAGGCGUAGAAGCUGGACGGAGUUAAUUGAGAUACUGCGCCGGUAUCAUACGAAGCCACUGGGCUCAUCGGGGAGACAUCUUGCUCUCUAGACAAACUAGAUUGUUGUCCGCAUCAAAGGCCAAUGAUCUCAUAAUUGAAAAACCCAGUUUUUCGUAUCUCAAUAGACUAAAGAUGAGCACCCUGCCUUUCCGGAGAAUCAAUAACCACGUUCCACGUAAACCCUGACAACCAGACCCAUUGUCGCCGCUUUAGAGACAAAUAGGAGUGGUGUUCACCCCCAUACGGACCAUUUCAGGACUAGCGUCAGGGCAUGCCAAAAACGGC
Messenger RNA from Aplosporella prunicola CBS 121167, 3516 nucleotides. RefSeq lists its product as uncharacterized. Bases 379 to 3216 code for a protein of 945 amino acids. The transcript has 4 exons. Gene Ontology annotation, biological process: phosphate ion transport; cellular response to phosphate starvation. The record is from RefSeq and is a predicted model, not a curated record. NCBI's taxonomy places the organism in Eukaryota, Fungi, Ascomycota, Dothideomycetes, Botryosphaeriales, Aplosporellaceae. Gene Ontology annotation, molecular function: inositol hexakisphosphate binding. Gene Ontology annotation, cellular component: cytoplasm; plasma membrane; Golgi apparatus.